AUGACCACCACGGAAGGGAACGCUACGAGGCCAAAUGGUCCCGGAUCUGCGCCUCCGAGUCCCCUCGCUCCCCCGGUGGAGCCGGACGAGGAGCCGCAGUCUUCGAUCACGGACGUCACGCACGCCGGGAUUAAGUUCGCGAAGACGUUCGCGCUCCUCUUCCCCAUCUACGCGCUGGGCUACCUCGAGCUCAGCUUCAGCUGGGUGCUCAUCGGGCUCGCGCUGCUCUUCUGGUGGCGACGGACGCACGGACACCGGAACAUGCGCAUCAACCGAGCGCUGGCGUUCUUUGAGCACGAGGAGAAAGUCGUGCGCCAGAGUUUACCGUCGUCCGAGCUGCCACAAUGGCGCAAUCCUUUAGAAUUCAAUCACGCGGGGUUGAAGAAGGCUUCUGUCAGUAAAGCACUGAAGUCAGGGAAAAAGGUGACGAGUGACCCGAGCCCGUUCGUCCAGUUCACUGUGGGACACAAGAGUCUCGAGAGCAAGACGCGGUACAAGACCAAUGAGCCGGUUUGGGUGGAAGCUUUUACAUUCCUGAUACACAAUCCAAAGACACAACAGCUAGAGGUGGAGGUUAAGGAUGAGAAACAUGAGUGCAGUCUGGGCACGCUCAGUCUGCCUCUCUCUCAGCUGCUAGAAGCUGAACACAUGACCCUCAACCAACGCUUCCCUCUCAACCAAUCAGGACCCAGCGCCACGCUCAAGCUGAAGAUGGCACUCAGGGUGCUGUGUGUAGAGAAGGCGGGCGGGUCCGAUCAGGCGUCCUCUGUUCAGAUUCGCCGCUCCAGCUCCAGUGUCCCGCCCACUCCUGUGACAUCACACCCCCCCAACACACACCCUCACCCUCACAUACACACACACCCUCCUGAGCCGGUGGUAGAUCUGGCUCCGGCGUCGUCGUCGUCGGAGCCGGAGCGCGGACAACACACAGCGUCACACACACACACGCCGGGGUCACACACACACUCGGAGGACCCGCCGGGGUCGCCGCACAGGCUCGGCGGGGGGCGGAGCUUCUCCAGCCUGGCCGUCUCUGGUUCGCUGUCGCAGCUCAACAAGGAGCCAACCCCGUCCAUCGCCUCGGACAUCUCCAACCCCUACGCCACGCAGGAGCUGCAGCAGCGACUGGAGCAGCUGCACAAUGGGUCUCUUAGUUCUUUCCCCCUGGGGGAGGUGCAGCUGACUGUCAGACACAGCCCUCAAAGGAACAAACUCAUCGUGGUGGUGCACGCCUGCAGGAACCUGAUCGCGUUCACGGACAGCGGUUCUGAUCCCUACGUGAGACUCUACCUGCUGCCAGACAAGCGCCGCUCUGGAAGACGGAAAACACACACACUCAAGAAAACACUCAACCCUGUGUUUGACCAGACGUUUGAGUUCAGCGUGUCCAUUGUGGAGCUGCCCAGACGCACUCUUGAUGUGGCCGUGAAGAAUGGAGGAGGACUGCUCUCAAAACACAAAGGCCUUCUGGGAAAGGUGUUUGUGGAUCUGUCCUAUGUAGACAUCUCCAAGGGCUGGACCCAGUGGUAUGAGCUGAGUGAAGAUGGUUUGAGGAAGCCCACUCAACUGUGAGAAUGAUGCCAUAAGAAACUACAUAUCCCAGCUCUGAUGGACUACAAAUCUCCGCCAUGCUGAAACUUAGCGCACCUGCACAAUCUUUGUGUAUUAUUGGAUUUUUUUUAUCAUUAUAACCAGUCAUUACAUGCAAACACACCCACAGAUACAUACACACACACACACACACACACACACACACACACACA
Molecule: messenger RNA, 1763 nt
Organism: Clupea harengus (Atlantic herring)
Lineage: Eukaryota; Metazoa; Chordata; Actinopteri; Clupeiformes; Clupeidae
Gene: esyt2a
Product: extended synaptotagmin-2-A-like
Exons: 11
Coding region: 1-1572 (523 amino acids)
Biological process (GO): lipid transport
Cellular component (GO): endoplasmic reticulum membrane
Molecular function (GO): phosphatidylinositol binding; phosphatidylcholine binding; calcium ion binding
Source: RefSeq, a predicted model, not a curated record